Molecule: messenger RNA, 1255 nt
Organism: Ictidomys tridecemlineatus (thirteen-lined ground squirrel)
Lineage: Eukaryota; Metazoa; Chordata; Mammalia; Rodentia; Sciuridae
Source: RefSeq, a predicted model, not a curated record
GCGGGAGUGCCGGGGAGCUCGAGUCGAAAGUGCGACCGCGGAGCUGGCGCGGGCGGGAGGUCAGCGCAGGCGCAGGCGCGCGAGCGGGAAGAUGGCGGCCGGGUUCAAGCGACAGGAGGGACCCGGCGGUAGUCGGGUGCCAGGAGAGGCGCUUCUCCCCCCACGCGGGACGGAGUAGAGGGUUUCUGCAGAGCCCGGUCCCCACCGCGCGCUGGGAACCUGGUGCCUCGUGAGCGCACAGUCCAGGGAGGUGCAGCUGUAACCCUUUAAGCCUCGUGCCGCCCGGCUUCCCACUUCCCGUAAUUUAUUUCUAAAAGAAUUGUGCCUCCCUCGGAAGAUUUCACUCUUGGUGCCACUCUGGUGAAGCCUGUGGACUGUCAAAAGUUUUUAAAUGAGCGAAAUAAAGAUUCCAAAUCUUAUUUGGAACAAGUGAUGCUGAAAUAGUUAUUUAUGUACUCGGGUUAUAAACCUUGAACAAAAAAAAAAUGUAAUGGCGAGUGUAGUGUUGGCAAUUUCAAAGUAACCGUGAACAUAUCUCCCACAAGUACAAAAACGAAAACAUUUAUGAUCUCGAUAGAUAUUGAAGUUGCAAGGUUUAUUACUUUGUAGCUAUAGUGGAAUAAUAUGCUAAAUUUCAGUUGUAGUAAAUGUAAAGAUCCUUUCUCAUGAUCACUAGGUUAAGAAUCCCCCCUUCAGAGCGAGAAUGACAUGAUUAUUUUAACGACCGGAUUAAUCCUCUUUUAAAGAUGUCUCAAAAAGGGUUUUGGAUUGCAAUCCUAUGAUUGAGAGUUAAGGACAAUAGUGGAAUGUGAUUGCUACUGCAAGGGUAUCUACUUUCAGUAAUUACUUAUAGGUGUUAACAAUCAUCAGAAUUCGUGAAAAAAAAGUUACAGAUUGUGGUGAUGUGCUGCACAUCACUUAAAAUCUGCCAGAUUUUGGAUUUAUGUAAAGUGUCAUUAACUUACAAUAGUAUAUUUGUAACACAUUUCAGAACUGUGGAACCUAUGGAGUAUUACAGGAGAUUUUUGAAAGAAAACUGUCGUCCUGAUGGAAGAGAACUUGGUGAAUUCAGAACCACAACUGUCAACAUAGGUUCAAUUAGUACAGCAGAUGGUUCUGCUUUAGUGAAGCUGGGGAACACUACAGUAGUUUGUGGAGUUAAAGCGGAAUUUGCAGCACCACCAACAGAUGCCCCUGAUAAAGGAUAUGUUGGUAAGUUCAGUGAUUUUAUAAUUUUAAUAUAAAUAGUUUAACA